Molecule: messenger RNA, 3951 nt
Organism: Puccinia triticina
Lineage: Eukaryota; Fungi; Basidiomycota; Pucciniomycetes; Pucciniales; Pucciniaceae
Exons: 5
Coding region: 1-3951 (1316 amino acids)
Biological process (GO): mitotic cell cycle
Source: RefSeq, a predicted model, not a curated record
AUGAUCAAGACACGCUCCAUGUCCUCGGCUGCCAGCUCCUCCAAACCUCCAACGAUCGCCUUCGGUGGCCACGUCCCGCCCAAGCAGCCAGCGAAACCAAAACCUCGGGCGAAUCGACACACCAAGCCGGCCAGAGUCACUCGGCCGGCCAACGAGCAAACUCAGACGAAUCAGAAACAGCAACUAACAGCCUCAGAUCGAAGACCAGCCACCCGCCAGAAAACUAGCCACAAACCAAAACCGGAAACCCAGUCAUCCAGCAAUCCAUCUGCCGCGCCGAUCGAAUCCACACCCGAGAGCGAUCGAGCCAACAAGACAGCCAAUCAACCUCUCGAAAACCAACCGAAUCCUGAUCUACCCCCUCAAACUACUUCCGCCACCCUUCAAGCUUCACCCAAGCCUACAGUGGUCAUCCCUCGCCUAUCUCCUCUAUCUGCCUCCACGAGCUCUCAAACCGCCCCAACACCUGCAGUGACCAUCCCCAGUCCACCCUCUCAAGCCACCCUCAACACUUCUCAAGCCGCCCCAGAACCUAUCGUCAUCAUUCCUACUCAUCCUGGCAUCUCAAGCUCAAAGGCUAAUACAAAGCUGCCUGUUUCCGCCACGGAACCUCUCUCUUGUGAUCCCCCGAAAGCAUCAUGUUCCAGCACAUCAACCUUACCGCCAACUAAUCCACCCUCUCAUUCCCAUCUACCACGCCGGAUACCCCCGCCGAAAGUGAACAACACUGAUCGUCCCAGGAAACGGUUAUUCGAAGAUGUCGACAACAGUUCCAACGAUAUCUUCUCAUUUCUUGACCACAAUCCGCGUUCCAAGAAGCUCAUCAAACCCGCCACCCGACCGGUCUUCAAACCCUCCCAGCCCUCAUUCCUCAAGAGCACACGGAUCACUUCAGAGUCCGAAGUAGCCAAGAACAAACAUCGGGCUUUGGCCUCAAAUAAGCUACUUGCCGGUGCUCAACCUCAAGCAAAAAAACUCAAGAAAGCUCACCCCGGGUCAUCCUUAACCACACGCGAAUCCCAGCUUCCCGGAACCUCGGCGCAUAUCGGAAAGCCUACUGCUGAGCCUGAAAAGUCUAAGCCCCAACCAUCUUCAACGCAUCAUCACGAAUCUCAGCUUAUCAGUGAUCCAUCAGCGAUGACAGUAACCAUACCAAGCAAAGAAGCAGUUCUUCCCACUCAAGCACUCACUACGACCACAUCUACACUCGACCAGCCCGUCCCUACGCUUAAUGACGAACAUGAACCCACCCCUCAGGAAUCCUCCCCACUUCUUCCUGUAGAGCCCACCCCUCCGGCUCCUUCUCAUUUACUCACGCUUGUUAAACACCCAUCCGACGUUAACUUAACCGAACCUCUUCCACCCACACUUUCUCCUUCAAUUCAUCAGCCAUCCUCUCUCGAUCCAUCAACCAGUCAGACUGAAGAGAUCAGUGCCGAUGCGAUCGACUUUCUCAGUCCCAAGAAACCCGACAAGCAAUCCUCUCAGCCCGAUCCCGAUUCGCAUCAAGGGGAUCGUGAAGCUGCCCAAACUGACACGUCUUCAGAUCUUACACAGUUCUCUUCGAAAGACGCAUCUCUGCCGCUAGCGGCUGUCUGCGAUAGCAAAGAAAGCAACGAUAAAUAUGAAGAUUCUGAUUCUCAAUCACCAAAAGUCUGUUCCCACGCGCCUCCUCUCGACCAGUCUUCAAUCCCCCAGACCGAAACCUCUCGGCUUCUCGGCUCGCCGGACAUUCCUCCUGCCUUACCGGCUCAACCUAGCACAACGUCGGAUGUCGAACCUCUACUUCCGCAACCCUCAAGCGACUCGAUGGAACCGCCAGUGCAUGCUCAUGAACUAUUACUGAAAGCCGUGUCUAAGAAUGUGACAUCGUCAUCUAUUCGUGCUGCAACCCCAGAACCAAUGGUUGAAACAGAAUCUACGACCCCUAAGCCAUCUCCCAAGUUCAUACCAACACGGACCAGUCCGAUCAAGCACCCCACCCUACCUACUUCGAUACCUAUCAUGUGCCCCCAGCCAUCAGCUCUACCACAAACUAUCACCCAUCAACUUUCUACGAGCGGGUUAUUGAUUGAACAGGCUGCCAAACGACCAUCGAUGCUACCAAGAAAGGCGUUGAAGCCCAGUAUGGGUACGAGUCAGCCAUUGACCUUCAACGUCAUCCCCAGCCUGGAUGCCAUCAUUGAAAACUCGCCAGAAAAGAAGCCAGUGCGGGAUGCGCUCAGCGCCUCGUCCCUCAAUCGUCCAAGAGGUUUCGGUGGACCAUCGAGGAUGUUCUUAGGUGGUGGGAUGAAAGCUAAGGCCGAUGGAAUCUUCUCACGAGCCCCGGUAGGUCUGGACGCAUGCUCUACGGGGGCCAGCGGGAUGCAUUCGCGUGGAAUGCACCGAGAACUUUCGAAGGCUGCUGGACAUCAGAGUCAUGCGGAACGAACCGAAGAACUGGAACCUGAGAGUCAAAACAUAAACGAAAAUGCACCUGAGGACGACGAUGGGUCGGUUGAUACCUCGACUACUAGCAUCGCUACCCAUCAGUCAUACACGACAGACUCGUCCAUGACCAGUUCUGGUGAACCUAGCCAGCCCCAGUUCUCGGGUAACAUUUCGCUAGACACACAAGAUCGACUCCUAAAGCUGCAGAACAUGUUGACCAGGAUGGGUCGAUCAGAGACCGCGCCAGGAGGGAGUAGGAGCUCGUCGGACCAAGUGGACAAUCGGUCGCGAUACAAGGACUACGAAGUCCCGUUAAAAGACGAGCCGGAGGAGAUCCACGCCGGUCGUCCCAGCACCACUGGGGUCAGCUCACGGAGCAGACGUCGGUCCUCCUCCGUCCCUCUCAAUUACGCCGAAGACAACCUCUCGAGAUCUGUCUCUCGAGCCCACAACCCGCCCGUCCGAGGCCAGCCCAAAGCCGGCCCUCCAGCACAACGCCGAGCCAGCAAUAUCCUUCCCAGCGUCAGACCGGACAUCAGCUCUCCGGGUCAGGGAACCAACGGAUCUUCGGCAGCCGCCUCGUCGUCGAAAGACCGCUUGUCCGCGUCCGUCUCCGCCGGCUCCAAUCCUUCCUUCGCCUCCGCCGCGAGAAAUGACAGACUCAGGAGACAGCUCGCUCCCACUCCUCUCAAAGAUGUCGUCGCUUUCGUCGACGUUCGCACUGCUGAAGGCGACGAUGCUGGAAAAGUGUUCGUGGAAAUGCUCAAAGGAUUAGGUGCUAAAGUGUUAGGACGACCGACGUUUCCGUUAACGCACAUAAUAUUCAAAGCUGGCAAGCCGACGACGCUGGAGAAGUACAUGCACCAUCCGCGGCCGAAGCCGGCGUUAGUGGGCAUCGGCUGGGUAGUGCGUUGUCGGGAGAUAGUCGGUCGAGCGGAGGAGCGUCCAUACACGAUUGAUAUGGCCUCCGCCCAGGCGAUGCCCUUCUUCAACCCCGACCACCCCUCCCAUCCCGCCCUUCAAUGCACCGGCCCAAUGAACAUCUCCGGCCAUAUCCCGCCCACUGGAAACGCCAACCAUCGCAGGAAAAGCAUGGAGCCUAAGGCCCUCUCGUUGCUCAACUCUGGCCUCCAACUCAACCACUCUUCCUCCGCCGCUUCUUCUUCAACUACUACAACAACAACUUCUACUACUACUGCCAAUCCCGACCCUUCGGCUGCGCGCAACGCCCUUAGUCGGUCUUGUAUCAGUAAACCGGUCACUGCGACUAGUAGCAGUAACACUGGUGCCAAUGCGACAGUCGCCGGGCAGCCAGAUGAACGCAACCAUGUCCUGGCACAGUCGAUUGAGAAGGCCCGCAGGAAAUCGCUCCAGUUCUUGCCCAAAGUCGGCAGCCCGUUAGCCAGCAAAGUCUUUCUCCCGGGUGACGACGGCCACGAACAACACCCGACCCCAGCGGAGGCCCCAACCGGCACAGACCCGGCGCCGUCCUCGCCCUCGCCCAAGGCCGUCCCUCUCUGA